CUAUGAGUGUAUACAAGAUAGCAAAAUCAUGAGACUAUGUGAAAGCAAAAAUAUCACAGCUAAUGAAAUACAUAUCUUGAAUAUGGACUAUCCUGGUUAUACACGCAAUUGGAAAGAUGGACCAAGUAGCAAGAUCAAACCUUCUUGCCACUGUAUUGUAGAUUCAGCAUCCUCAAAAAAUGUUGUUGUAACAAUGGUACGAUCAUUUGUUCUGUUUGGAGAAAAUAAUAUAGUGAUCCAAGGUGAAAAUGAACAAUGUACAGUUGGUAUUGGAUUUGAUGAGUACAAUACAGGGCAAGAAGUACACGAUGGUAGUCUACCUAUGCAUUUUGUAUACAAUUAUGGAAAAAUUGAAGGACUUUAUUUAAUAUGGUUCAACAUCAAAUCUGAUGAUGGUGGUGAUAUAACACUUCAAUGUGAGGAAUCUGAGGCCACAGUGGAUGACACUCUGCCUCAAGUUUGCCAGGCAGUCACCAGAGCAUCUACAAGAUCACCAAUUACAACAACAGCUACCAAGCAUUUUACCUCAACUCAAGAUUUAUCUACAUCUCAUAGUUUGACUCCAGAUCAUUCAAUAAGCCAAAAUACAAAAGAAAUAAUAGCAGAAUCAACCACACAAAUGACAACUUACCCAAAACAAACCAGAGAGACUGUACCAACAAGUGAGAGUUCCACAGUUAGAGGAGAUGAUACAACUACACUGUUACAUGUAACAAAUAUAUAUGAAGACCUCAAAAAUGGAGAAACAAACAAAAAGGAGGAUGAAGAUUACGAUUUAGGCUUGAUCAUUGGUUGUGUAUUAGCUGUGGUUGUGGUUUGUGUUGUUGUGCU
Molecule: messenger RNA, 831 nt
Organism: Owenia fusiformis
Lineage: Eukaryota; Metazoa; Annelida; Polychaeta; Sabellida; Oweniidae
Source: the annotation of a GenBank genome assembly